GCGCACGCGAUGACGAAGUCCAACCGCUGGAAGGCGAGGUCGUCUGCGCCGGCGGAGCAGGCGCCAGCCAGCCCCAACCGCGACGCGCCCUCGGUGGGCCCCUCGCCGCCAGGGCCGCCUGCUGGUGCGCCUGUGGCAGCAGGCCCCUCGCCACCAGGGCCGCCUGCUGGUGCGCCUGUGGCGGCAGACUCGUCGCCAACGGGGCCGCCUGCUGGUCCCCCUGUUGCAGCAGGCCCCUCGCCACCGGGGCCGCCUGCUGGUGUUCCACGACC
Prorocentrum cordatum is the source of this 272-nucleotide messenger RNA. Lineage: Eukaryota; Dinophyceae; Prorocentrales; Prorocentraceae. The record is from the annotation of a GenBank genome assembly.